UGCAAAGAUUGUUCCCAGCGCGCCCUUAUGCGGUUGCCAAGGCAACUGGACUGAGCCCGAGUCGGCGGGAAAGAGGCGGGCGAAUUUUUGCCUGCUGUCCUGAGGGACUUCAGAAGUAGCCAUCCCUGAGCUUCUAGCCCUAGAAACCACGGCCUCUGCUCCAGGCGGUGCCCCUGCCUCUAGGGGCCAUGGGCCGGAUCUCAGCACUCGUGCCCUCUCGUUUUCUGACGCUCCUGGCGCAUCUAGUGGUCGUCAUCACCUUAUUCUGGUCCCGGGACAGCAACAUCCAGGCCUGCCUGCCUCUCACGUUUACCCCCGAGGAGUAUGAGAAACAGGACAUUCAUCUGGUGGCAGCGCUCUCUGUCACCCUGGGCCUCUUUGCAGUGGAGCUGACCGGCUUCUUCUCAGGAGUUUCCAUGUUCAACAGUACCCAGAGCCUCCUCUCCAUCGGGGCUCACUGUAGUGCAUCUGUGGCCCUUUCCUUUUUCAUAUUUGAACGUUGGGAGUGCACCAUGUACUGGUACAUUUUUGUCUUCUGCAGUGCUCUCCCAGCUGUCACUGAAGUGGCAUUAUUCAUCAGCGUCUUUGGGCUGAAAAAGAAACCUUUCUGAUUACUUUCAUGGGAACAUAGGAAGAAAGAAUGGAGGAGCAGGGGACCAUUCACCUUUCCUGGAAGGAGGAAACCCCUCUAAAACUGCAUUUGGUGGAGGAUUUUAGUGUUAAUUAUUUGUCAAGUCUGGGAUUAUACGAGUUUUAUUUAGUGUUUUGUAAUGAAAUCAAUUUUAGAGUAACAUCAAAACUUAUAAAAUUUAAGGGGAGAAUUGGGGUAGUCAAACUACUAAAGAAACGGAAGGCUGUUUUCCAGCCUUGCAGACUGUAUCGCUUUUAUUUUGGUUAUUACGGUAAAAGUCUGGCGGAAGGCAGUGGGCGGAGAUAAGUAAAUAAUGGCGCUGAAGGUUAGGGCUGCAUGCUCGUGAAUGGAGCAUUCUGGGAGGAAUUAUUAUAUCCCUUCUGCAGCCAAAUGGGGAAGAAAAACAUCUGUUUUUGAAAGAUCUGCAAAUAAAUGCAGCAACAGAAAAGGAAGAAUCUAAUUUUGGAUAGGUCAGCGUACACGUUGUUUACUCACCCUAUUUGAAAGCGGAAUGCUUUUCAGGGAGUCCGGAAUGUCUUACACUAGCAAGUAUCGUCAGGUAGGAUAAUCCUUACCUGUUUCUCCUUUACGGAGAACAGAUAUGAAAAUGAUGAUUGGAGUUCGCAUGAUUCGUGAUUAACGACUCUGCGUAAUCAGGACUUGCAACACCCUGAUUGCUCCUAUCUGAUUCUCCCUGGCGAUCAGUAAACUUUUUUUCUUUCUUGAUAACGGGUUCUUAAUAGUAGAAGUUGGUCUAUUUGGGCUUUAUAUAUAGCUAGGUUUAGUGUCAGUUAUGGCUUUGGGACUUAGCUCAUUUAUUAAUGAGUGGUAUUGCUUUUUUGGGAGUCGCUUCAACUUGUAGAGAAUGUCGGAGUUUUCUUUUCCCUUUUUUUCUUCAAUUGUUAGGAAGUUCUAGAUGUUUACAUGUUUUUUAAUUUUGAAAGUUGAGGGAAUCGAAGAGUUGUUUUGUGUACCUUCGGUCGAUCUUCUAUAAAAUAAUCGUUAAUGUUGGUUGGA
Messenger RNA from Artibeus jamaicensis (Jamaican fruit-eating bat), 1648 nucleotides. RefSeq names its product transmembrane protein 107 (gene TMEM107). Gene Ontology annotation, cellular component: MKS complex. The record is from RefSeq and is a predicted model, not a curated record. The transcript is spliced from 5 exons. Lineage: Eukaryota; Metazoa; Chordata; Mammalia; Chiroptera; Phyllostomidae. Gene Ontology annotation, biological process: non-motile cilium assembly; protein localization to ciliary transition zone. Bases 189 to 611 code for a protein of 140 amino acids.